Colossoma macropomum (tambaqui) is the source of this 3316-nucleotide messenger RNA. It is a transcript of the gene cd40, whose product is annotated as CD40 molecule, TNF receptor superfamily member 5. Gene Ontology annotation, molecular function: antigen binding; CD154 receptor binding. The transcript is spliced from 9 exons. NCBI's taxonomy places the organism in Eukaryota, Metazoa, Chordata, Actinopteri, Characiformes, Serrasalmidae. Gene Ontology annotation, cellular component: external side of plasma membrane; CD40 receptor complex. The coding region runs from base 262 to 1182 and encodes 306 amino acids. Gene Ontology annotation, biological process: B cell activation; positive regulation of tyrosine phosphorylation of STAT protein; positive regulation of blood vessel endothelial cell migration. The record is from RefSeq and is a predicted model, not a curated record.
CGUCAGUGCGAGGUGAACGCCAGAGCAGGGAAACUGCGGGAUAAAAGGAGAGUUGCUGGGAAAUAGUCACGUUGAUCCGCCUUGUUUUCUGAGAGGGAAUCGGAAACCCCCUUCAAGUCGCAGCCAGAGGGGCGCAGCAGAGGGCGUGUUCAACAACAGCAUACAAAACAGAAACAUUCUGCUUCACAGACGGUCGGAGCUUUCGUGGCUAGUGGAGUUUCUUCGCCUGCAUUCGUAGUUUUCGAUCUAAAAGUAUCAAAGAUGAGGGCAAUUUACAUUAUUCUUUUGGUCUUCCCUGCUCUGGUUUACUCCUGUAACGAGCGAGAGUAUCUUAAAGAUGGUCAGUGCUGCAAGAUGUGUGGCCCAGGUACAAGGAUGAAGCAGAAUACAGACUGCAUGGAUCCACACUGUCAGCCUUGUGAAAAUGGAGAAUACCAGGACGGUUUCACUCAGGAGACCAAAUGCAAACAGCAACCUUCCUGUGACCCUAAUCUAUUUUUUCAGAAUCAAACUAAUCCAAGUAAAACAGAGCGCACUCAAUGUCAGUGUAUGCCUGACCAUCACUGCUCCAGUCUACAAUGCAUUUCAUGUGUGAGAAACACAGUGUGCCACCCGGGGGAACAAGUCAAGAAGAUUGGCACCCAGAUGUCUGACACAGAGUGUGAGCCCUGUCCUGAAGGAAAAUUUUCCACUACACUCUCCGCCAGAACCUGCUUACCAUGGAAAGAGUGUUCCUCGGGAAAUGUUGAAAGUGUGCCAGGCUCUUCCACAUCUGAUAGGAUCUGUGAGCCUCACUCUAAUGUAAGACUGGGUGUAUUUAUUGUCCUUGGGCUUGUGAUCAUCGCUGUGGUCUGUGGUCUAGUGUUCUACUUGUACAAAAGAGACAGAACAGGAUCUGCAUGUCUAGAGAAAAAGUUACAGCAGCACUGUCCUGCUUUGUUCCCCAAUAAGCCUCAACCUGCUGAAGAAAAAAUAGUUAUAAACGUUGAACAACAGCCGGCCUUGGAGCAUCAAAAUGAACCGGAGGAGGACACUGAAGAUGUGACCAAACAAGAUGACCAUUUUAAGCACGGCCUGUCCGCAAACGGAUUGCCCAUUGAUCAGGAUCAUAGCAAAAUGUCUUUUCUUUCUCAGCCUGAAACAAUAAAAAGUGCAGAUGGAAGCUAUUCAGAUGACCUUUAAGAUACGCAUGAGGUUGUGCUAGAUGAAAAAUUUUCAACAGCAUCUUUGAGUGCAUUACUUUGUCACGUGUUGUUAUGCUGCUUGUCUUGGGGACGAGGAGCAGUUGGCAUUUGCUAUUAGAAAUACAGUUCUUAGGAGUAGCUGUAACUUUUGAUUUCCAUGGAAAAUAAUUUCACCAUACUGAGCAAAAAGCAGAAACUUGAUGACUCACAGAUACUUAAGAAGCACCUGCCCAUUGGCUUUUAUUAUAGGUAGGUUUCAGAUCAACAGGUUUCCUGUUCUUUUACUAAGUUAAGGGAGAUUGUGUUAAAAUUAUUGUCUGAGGUAACAGACGGUAUUCUACAGAAGCAGAUUAAGUUGAAAACGCUGGAGUAUUUCUUUCAACUGGAACUGUAUACAGUCGUGGCGAGAGGAACCAGACAUCCAAAGCAUUUAAUGCCUCUAAAAGCUCCCUCACUUCCACUAUUACGUGGAAUGGUUCACUAUGAAUACGCUGCCUGAUGCUAGUUUUGAGAUAAGAUAUUGGCCUCAGUUGUACUUUUUAAAUACAGUCAUGGCAGAGGAGCACAUGCAGGGUGUUGUGAGGCAAAUUAAUUUUUUUCUGAUUUACCUGUUUGUCUCAAAACUCAGUCAAACCGUGAGGGAAAAAAAACACCUCUACCAUAAUGCUAAUUUCUGCUAGCAUCCCUUAUUGGAGCUGGAAUUGUAUUUCUCAGCGCUAAGCUAACGACAAUUAGCAUGAACAUUUUUGGCAAUUGUUGAUAAAACAGACAUUUAAAACAUCUAAAAGACAUUCCAUGUUUCACUUGACGCUUGUGGCACACAUAUCAGCAUAUAUUUUACCUUGUAGCAGUGACUCUUACAGAAGCAGCUGUCAUUGUUUUCCAUUUCUAACUGCCGCUCCUGUUCACAGUCAGUGAUGUAUCUAGGACUUCCAGACGGCAUAGAGUGAUGUUUAUUCUUGCUAAAUUGGCCCCGCCCAUUGGAAAUCAAAACGUGAUUGGUUGAUUCCUCAGUCACUUCUUGAUUACACUGAUAGUAAAUGUACUUUUAAAGUCUUUUAACUUUUAACCAAUAGGAGGGCUAGCUUAGCUAUAUCCUGCUAGAUACCACAGAGGACUUUAACCCUUUCGUUUCCACCCAAAACCUAACAAUGAAGCAAGAGUAAUACUGUAAUACAGGCAGGGUAGUGAAUAAAACUAAAAUUAAUUAAUAAACUAAUUAAUAAAAAUUAGACACGUAUUCUUAUUUUCCCAGAAAUCACAGCCCUGAGAGUUCCCCUUUGAUUUUACCAUUAUCAGCAUUACAUGUAAAACUCAGAAGACACGUGUAGACUCACGGGUAGUUUUAGACAUUAAAUAAAUGGCUAUAUUUGCAGUGUAGACAUCACAACCCCGGUUCCUGUCACCGCCACUGUAAAGAGUUUCUCUACAAUAAACAAUUUAAGAUCAAACCACCCUGAAUAACUUUGUUUACAGUUUAAUUAUUGAAUUAGGCAGACAUUUUGAACUUUCAGUGGUUUGUGAUAUGUAAUAACAUGCAGCCACUUACAUCAUGUUUGCAGAUGCAUUUUGUCAGCUGUUUCGAUGGUACAGUAUCCAGCUAACGUGACCUCUGCAUGUUCUAAACCUCGGCUGCUUGUGAUACAGUGUGUUAUUCUACUCUAAUUUUGAGCUGAUUUGUAUUUUCUAAGAGGCUCUGUGUUGUGCUGGUGGCUUAUGAGAGGUGUUGCACUACUUUGUGUUGCUCAUCAUUUGAGAUGAGUAUCCUUGUAAUAUAGAUCUUGUAUGUAUAGUAUUGUGCCAAAACAACUACAAGCAAUAAGAAUUGUUUGUUAAAGUUCUUAAUAUCCUUGUUAGAACAACACAUAUCUAGUUCCUGACUUAGAUGCAAUCCAGACAUUGCAUGAGUUUGUUAAAUGAGUUAGUGUUGCUAGCCGUAUUUGCAUAGUACCUUAAGUUCCAGUAAACCUAACCUGUUUGCCGUGCUCACACAAAGUAAUUUACUUUUUUUCCAUUUGUUUUUUGACUGUUUAGUUGUAAAUAGGUUUUUUUUUAUAUGUCACUGUCUUUUUUAGUAUUUGUGAUCAGACAUGAAUGUAAGAAUGAGAUGUGAAAUAAACAUUUAAAAAGAA